This is a messenger RNA of Xyrauchen texanus (razorback sucker), 1298 nucleotides long. Its product is annotated as protein NipSnap homolog 3A-like. Lineage: Eukaryota; Metazoa; Chordata; Actinopteri; Cypriniformes; Catostomidae. The coding region runs from base 74 to 856 and encodes 260 amino acids. The transcript is spliced from 6 exons. The record is from RefSeq and is a predicted model, not a curated record. Gene Ontology annotation, cellular component: mitochondrion.
UCCGUACUCUGUGGACUUUGUUCAGAGCUGCACGUUUGACUUGGCUUGUCAUUCACGCUGCAGUAGUUGUAUUAUGACACUCACAAUGAACAAAUUAAUUCGUUUACGAAGCGUCUUGCGGAAAUCCUUAUUUCACACGGAGCACUUUUUCUCUUUGAAAAACCAACUUCCGCCCAGUGCAUCAAUCUCCACUGGACCGCAGCAGCAGCACAGGACCUUCUACGAGUUCCGCACCUAUUCAAUCCAGCCCCAUCUCAACACUGCCUUCCUCAAACUGACCAAUGAGAAGAUCCACCUGCGGACGGCCCACUCUGAACUCAUUGGCUACUGGUCUGUGGAAUAUGGUGGUCUCAAUCAAGUUUUCCACAUCUGGAAGUAUGACAGUUACGCUCAGCGGGCAUCUGUGCGGGCAUCUCUGUCUCAGGACCCCGGCUGGAUUGAGCAGUACAUCUCUAAAGCAAUGCCAAUGCUGAGGUCUCAGGAUAAUGAAGUCACAUACCUCGUACCCUGGAGCACAAUUCAGAAGCCACCUAAAGAGGGAGGAGUGUAUGAGCUGGCCACCUUCCAGAUGAAGCCGGGCGGCCCGGCGGUUUGGAGCGCGGCAUUUCAGGCUGCAGUGGGGACCCACACUGGAUCAGGGUACAGUCACUCAGUGGGGGUUUUUCACUCUGAAUUUGGACAGCUCAAUCAAGUGCAUGUUUUAUGGUGGUAUGAGAGUGCAGACCAGCGAGCAGAGACUCGGCAUAAAUCUCAUGGAGACGCCAGAGUGGUAGCAGCAGUAAGGGAGAGUGCUGCAUACCUGGUGUCACAGAAGAAUAAACUCAUGUUCCCCUGUGCUUUUUCACCCAUCAAAUAGCUUCCUAGUGGACAGUCCAAAACAGAAAUGGACUGAAUUUUCAUUUAUGCAGUAAAAGAGAUCAAACACUGAACUUUGUCUGAACAGAUAGACAGAAAUGAUAGCUGCUUUUGGGAGAUGAAUAUGUUAGUAACUGAACAAAAUAUUCAGUUUAUAGUCAGUUAAGCAGUGACACUUUGCUUCCUGUGAACUUAAGAGUCCUUUUAAGUAUUACUUCUUUUUUUUUAUCAUUUAUUCAUGAUGUUUUGUAGAUUUUAUUCACUUAUUAAGUGUUGAGGAUAAUUCGCUCGCCUGAAGGUGAAUUAAUAAAAUAUCAAAUCAAGUCUUCUUUUCCUUUAAGGGACUUCCAGACAUUCCAGAAACUAUUCCAUCAAUGUUAUGUGUAACAUGUCAUGUCAUCCCUUCUAUACAAAACAAUUCUUACAUGCCAAUAAAAUCAACU